AUGGUGUUGGAGGGAGAGACAUCAACUUCAAAAGGGCCAAGGAAUGGGUAUGUCUUAUUUAGAGAGGAAUUUGCUCAAGGGAAAAAAUUCAAGGGUGUAGUAGAUAGAACUAACAAGGCGAAAGAGGCAUGGGCAAGGCUCUCUAUUAAGGAGAAGAAAAUAUAUAGUGAAAGGGCCAAACAAAUGAGGCCGGAGAAGAAGAAGAGUAAGAGAGUAUGGAAAAUGUUCACCCGUUGCUCUGUUCGUCAAUUCAUGUCACUGGCGGAAUUUGUUAAGAGUGAUGAAAGUUUAAGACAAAGGAUAGAGAACAUAGGAUUCUCUAAGUUGUUGGAUGUGGAAAUUGACAAACUCCCACGUGAGUUAAUUGUAGCUUUCAUUCAAUCGUACGAUCCAGCAACACAUCAGUUCCGAUUAAGGGGGAGGACAGAAGAAGUUGAGGCAAACGAUGUGGGAACAUUGCUUGGUGUGCCCCAUACUGGGGAAGAGGUAAAAGGAGAUGUUGAUGAAAAUCAUGACACAUAUAAGAAGCUGAGGAGAAAGUAUUUAAAUGUUGUUUAUAGCAAGAUAUUAGCUGACAUAAAAAGUGGGACGGAUGAUGAGCAUUUUGAACUAUUAUUUAUGUUGGUCACACUUGGCACAUUUCUAGCUCCAACUUCAAGUGCAAGAGUUGGUGAGAAGUUAUUAAGGGUGGUAUGUGCAACUAUGAAUGGAUAUGAACAGUAUGAUUGGGCAACGUACAUCAUGAAUGACCUCUACAAGGAAAUGGAAGAUUAUGUGAAUUUGUUCAGGAAGGAGAGGGAUCCGUGCUGCACUGUGGGUGGCUGCCUGUACUUCUUGGUGCUAUAUUUGGGUGAGAAAUUCCCAUUGUCAAAAGCUACUAACCAUGACCCAACAAAUGCUAUUGCAUAUUGGACGGAUAAGAGAAUAAAGGAAUUGGUCAACAAAGAGUCAAAGAGUAACAUAGGCCUAUUGUACAAAGGGAAGUCUACAAAAGUGGUCGAAGAUACAAUAAGUGUUGCUCAUCUACGACCGGAAUUGAAGCAAGUGCAUCGAAGGAUGAUGGAUGCACUUGAGGAAAGCCAUAAAAGGCUUAGUAACCAAUUUGCAGAGGAGCUUAUGAAGGUGCAGCUCCAUCUACAGGGGAUGCCAAGUUCAAAUCUGAGGGACCUUGUUGACAACACACGCGAUGAGGCAGUGAUUCUUCCAUCUGAUGGUAAAGGUGAAGAGGGAGGUAGUGACAAAGGUUAUAGUGAUGGAGAUACUGCUGAAGGUGAAGCCCAUGAUCAGGAAAGAGGUAGUGAUGAAGGUGAUGAGGAUGGAGAGGAAGGAGACAGUGAGAAAGGUGAUGAUGAAGGAGAUAAAGGGGUGGAGUCAUCAGAUGAAGAGACUGACAAGGGAGAAGACCAAAGGCCAUCAAAGAGAACAAUCAUUCCAAGUCGUCAAGUAACUUCUCCAUGGAUUUCCAUGUUGAAGCCUGUUAAGAGGAGAAAGAGAGUGAUAACUGAGAAAGACAAGUUUUUCAACAUUGUCUCUCGUAUGUGUUCACGGGAGGAGGGUCAGAAGAUUAUGGUUACAAUGUGUGAUGAACAAAUUGAUCGGGAUCAAUUGCGCACGAUAGGUGGAAUCGAAAGAGUGAGUAGCCCUCUAAUAACAAUGGUCGGUAGGGCAUUAAUGGCAGAGGCAGGUGAGGGAGGACAAGUGAGGCGACACAUUUUUGAUGCUGAGUUCAUGAUGAAAAUGCUUGGUAACCCUUCUCAGUGGCGAGCAUCAGAGAACAAACGUGCUAUUUUGCCACAGCAUAUCGGGUACAACCUAGGUGACUGUGAUUUAAUAUUUGGACCCGCAAUUGUUGAGUCUCACUGGUUUUGCUUUGUGUUGGAGCCAAAAACAAUGCAUUUUUAUGUCCUGGACUCCAUGAGGCUGCCUAAUGAUAUGCCAAAGAAGACCAAGAAGAAGGAUUCAUUGGAAGAAAAAAGGAUGUUUCAUCUUCAUGCAUGUAGAGACAACUUUUAUGAUAUAAUUGCAUUAGUCAGACCUCAACUUGUUGGGAAGAAGCCUAAGACUGAUAUUAUUUUUGCACCUGUUCCACAACAGAACAACUUGAGAGAUUGUGGUGUUCAUGUGUUGAUCUGGCUAAGCAAAUGGGUCCCGGAUGUGACAUUUGACUUCAAUGAGAAUCAUGUAGCUGAGUUUAGGCGUGAGCUAAUGUGGUGGCUAGUUAAUCAUCCGCAAAAUUCAAGUCGUGAAGAAGCCUUAACUCUCCUCUCAGAACAGCAGAACAAGACAACCACCAAAAGACGACGUUUGUCAUAGUACUUAGUAGGAGGUUCCUUUUACAUGUCUAUGUGACACUCUGAUGUAGUUCCAUGUUAUUUAACUUGGGAGAACAUUUAUGUACAUGGCAGAAGGACUGAUUUCAAGAUUA
This is a messenger RNA of Neltuma alba, 2425 nucleotides long. RefSeq lists its product as uncharacterized. The transcript is spliced from 8 exons. Lineage: Eukaryota; Viridiplantae; Streptophyta; Magnoliopsida; Fabales; Fabaceae. The record is from RefSeq and is a predicted model, not a curated record. Bases 1 to 2313 code for a protein of 770 amino acids. Gene Ontology annotation, biological process: proteolysis. Gene Ontology annotation, molecular function: cysteine-type peptidase activity.